CGGAGGUAGAAGUUUGAGGUGCGAUCACAAUAAUCCCACACGUGUCAUGAGCAUGGAAACCACUGAUGUGUGAUCCGACUCAACUCACCAUCCCCCCCAGCUGAACGUCCUGGUCGUCGGCGAGGAUGAGCACGAUAUUGCUCGGUUUGGCACUUUCCGCGCACCUGACCCAGUAGAGUUAACGAUGGUGCCAUUGAAGCGAAGAAGAGUCACUGGGAAGAUUGGGGCUGACAGCAGUGGAGAUCAUCCACCAAUCAAGUUCCCCCAGGUCUUUCUAUUCCUGUUGGAAAGGAAAAUGGGAGCCAGUCGCAGAGCUUUCCUCUCUCAGCUGGGUCGAAAGAAAGGAUUUCGAGUGGAGGAAUCGUUCAGUCAAAGCAUCACACAUGUCAUUUCUGAAAACAACUCUGGAGAUGAGGUCAGGACGUGGCUGGACUCACAGCACACGGCUCAGGGCCGAGCUCCGCUUCACCUGCUUGACAUCAGCUGGUUCACCGAGAGCAUGCACGCAGGCCAUCCUGUUCCAAUCCUGGACAGACACAAGCUACAGCAGCAGCAGGUUGAUGACGCAGAGGUUAUGGUGUUCUCGGUGCCCAGCUACGCCUGUCAGAGAAGAACCACUCCGGACGACAAUAACAGCCUUCUCACCGAUGCUUUGUCCCUCCUGGCUGAAAACGCUGAGCUCUGUGACCAGGAAGGGCGAGGUGUUGCUUUUCGCCGGGCGGCCGCCGUGUUGAAGGCCCUCCCUAAACCAUUGACGUGCAUGACGCAGCUCAGAGGGCUGCCCUGUCUCGGAGGACAUUCACUGAGAGUCAUCAAAGAGAUUUUGGAUAAUGGAGCAUCUAGUGAGGUGGAAUCUAUGAAGCACUGUGAGCGGUAUAAAGCUCGAAAGGUUUUAACAGGUGUUUUUGGAGUCGGAGCUAAAACAGCAGACCGAUGGAUCCGAGAAGGGAUACACACUCUUCACCAGUUACGGGAUUCAGGACACUCCCUCAAUCGAACCCAAAAAGCAGGUGUGGAGCACUAUGACGACCUCAAUCAGCCGGUCUCUAAGGCGGAGGCUGACGCUGUUGAAGAGAUCGUGGCCAAAGCCGUCGUUUCUGUGUUACCAGGAGCACAGAUUACUCUGACGGGAGGAUUCAGGAGAGGAAAACUGACGGGUCAUGAUGUUGACUUCCUCAUAACCCACCCAGAGGAAGGCAGGGAGGAGGGACUGAUGUCUAAAGUGGUGUCCUGGCUGGAGUCACAUGGUUUCCUGCUCUACCAGAAAACAACGAGAAACUCUUACCUGGAGUCGAAGGACGGCCCUGCUCGAAUUGCCUCCAACAUGGACCGCUUUGAGAGGUGUUUCUCCAUCUUCAAACUGGCCAAGGAGGUGAAACGGGAAACAAAACAGCCAGAGACACAGAGAGAAACUGGAUUACAGAAUACAGUAGAGGGCCCCUGCAGUGUUGGAGACCACACGCACAUACAAGUUGAUGACUCGAUUCUACAGACGGAUCAUACUUCACAGAGUCAGAUUCACGCCGACGAACAGAGAUCCUGUGAAGAUGGAGGACUAAAACCUGCAGGACACAAGCCGUGGAGAGCUGUGAGAGUGGACCUAGUGGUUUCUCCUUUCAGCCAGUUUGCUUUUGCUCUGCUCGGCUGGACGGGAUCCAAGUUGUUUGAGAGAGACCUGCGACGUUGGGCUGGACAGGAAAAGGCCAUGUCUCUAAACAGCCAUGCUCUAUAUGACAACACACAGAAGAGGUAUCUUAAAGCCACAUCAGAGGAAGAGAUAUUUGCUCAUCUCGGCCUAGAGUUCAUUCCUCCAUCAGAGAGAAACGCCUGAGGGGACCUGAGGAGAAUCUGCAGUAGGAGGGCCAAGCAGGUACCAUGUGAGGAUUAUCACCUGGAGAAGGAAAGGUUAAUGUAGCCUUCAGAUGGGUUGGAAGAGCAGGGGGGGGGUAAAUCAGAUGCCAGAAAACUGUACGUUUGUUGUACUAUGAGGCGGAAUUUUACAGCAGUUAUUGUGUCUCGUUGCCAUGGUCACUCCUCUCAUUGACCCCGUUCAGACCUGGCGUUAACAUCCAACCUGAGGGAUCGGAUCACAAGUGGUCAGCGCUAAGCACACCUACUAGUAAGAGUGUACGACACGCUGCAUCCCACAAAAUGGUCAUACAGUUAAUCCACACCUGUAAACGAAACCCAUCUUCAUGACCUUCCUGACGCACGGUUUAUCACAGCUGCUAGUUUUAGCUAAACGUGCUAAAAUCAACCAUUUACUUCCACCUCUGUCAUAUGAGUGUCUCAUAGAAUGUGAAUUAUUUUCUAUACACUGACCCUUGCAAUCUGCUUUUGCUCUGAUUAUAUGGAUAUAUAAAUGAUUAAUAAACUCAGCCUUAAAGGCCCCAUCACCAAAAAAAUGCAUAUUCCCAGAUUGCAUCCGCCAUCCCUGUGUUGCUCAUUGUGGGGACUGUUGGGUUUUCUCUACAAACUAAAGGGCUCGACCUCAUUAUGUAAUGAGAAGGCUCUUAAUGUGAACUAAACAGAAUAUCUUUUAAUAUAAUCGAUUCUUCAUUUUUGCAUUGGACUUUUGUGUGAAGCACUUUGUAACCUUGUUCAAGUAAGUGAUAUUACAUUACAUUACAUUACAUGUUAUUUAGCUGACGCUUUUGUCCAAAGCGACUUACAUUGUUAGUACACUCAACAUUUAUGAGGGGCCAUUUAGGGGUUCAGUAUCUUGCCAAGGACACUUCGGCAUGCAGAUGGGGAAGAGUGGGGAUUGAACCGGCAACCUUCAUGUUGGAGAACGCCCGCUCUACCCCCUUGGCCACACCGCCCCUGAUAUACAAACAAAGUUAUUAUUAUUAAUUGUUUAUUAAUCCCUUGUUAUAAAUCCAGCAUCAGAACUUCUUUACAUCUUAAUCUCUCAUGACUGUGUCCACUCAGGAGCGUUUACUCAUCUUGCAUCCAAUGACUGUCUGCAAUUUUCAACUCCUUUAUCUCUAAAUUCUGUCAGUGAGCAACCAGCUCACAGAGAACUCUGCUGUCCAACUCAUCAAGUAAAUCUUUAGGUGGUAGUGAAAAGUCCUCAAACAGAGAACAUGUUUCCCAUCAUGACGUUCUGUGAGGAGCUAAUGCUUUUUGUGACAUGUCACACAUCCAGCUCUAUUGGCGACUGUAAAGACCAAUCAGUGACCUCCACAAUUCCCUCCAUAGCUGCGCGUUUUUUUACUGGACAUACAUUAAUAUGAAGAAGCAUCAGCUCUGACUUCUGUUUCACUGGGAUAUUUAAAGGAUUGUCAGGAAAUCCUGUGAAAAGACCACAAAUGUGAACCUCAAGGUGGCGCUAGAAUAAAAGUAAGAGGAAAACAAAAGUGUUAAAGAAUUGACCUGUGUGAACCAUCAAUUUUUCUAUGUUAUGGACUGACUCUCCAUCCAUCCUGGCCAAGACUACACUGAUCUGAGGAAUUUAUCUUUCAUUUGCUUAAGCUCCAAUUAGUUCCAAUUCCUUAAACCACAGAAACCACCUGAUCUUUUAUUCACAGAUAUAGAGUGAUGGGAUUAAAUUUGUCGUUGUGCAUCUAGUUAACAAAAGAAGAGCAUGGAAAGAGCACAGUGAUGUAAUGAAAGAAGAAGGCAUUGUACAAAAGGUUAACUUGACAAAAUCGUGUUAUAUUUGAUUUCACGUUUGUUUCCUCCCUCGUGUUUCUUUACAAUCUAUCACCUCACGCACAGCAGGGCAUGUUCUACGUUAUGUUGCUUUGUGCCCGUGUCAAAAGAACAAGAGUGAAAAUGCACGUUCACACCAUAUAUACAGUCUAUGGUUCACACCUGUGCUCCAGUGACCUGUAUUCUAUAACGUCCUCGUCGGCUUAUCUGUUCCAGUCACUGAAAAUAAAACCACACAGCUGUGCAGAGCAGAGACGCCUUGUGAGACCUCAGUGAGCGAAGCAUUCACUCAAGUACAGGAGGAAGUACUAGUUCACAGGAGAAUACUGCACUUUUUUACCUUACGUCAUCUAUUUAUGACAGCUACAGGGAUGUUUCGGAUUAGAGUUUAACAUAAAAAAAAAUGAAUGAGCUUAUAAAAUGUUUAAAUCAAACCAGACUGGUGUCUAGUUGGGGCCUGUUGGCAUGAUUCAGAUUUGUUAAACUGUGUUGCUUACUUUUGACAUUCUCACAUUGUAGCUUUUAAUCAAAGUUUUCUAGGUUGAAAUGGGUCAAAUUGUCUAAUAUUCACUAAACAAAUCCAAAGUUAAAAAUCUGUCGAUACAUUUCUGUAUUAGAACUUAGCUUUUUCUCCUUUGCUCUCCCCUUUAUCUUCUCAUGACCCCAGUGGCUCCGUUCAGACCUGGUAUCAACAUCUGUCCUGACUCCUGAGUGAUCUCAUCACAAGUGGACAGCUCUAAGUUCAGGUGUGAUCCUAUCAGCGACACCGCACUCAGAGGUCUUCUGGGAUCAAUGUGUCCAUAUUCUUUUAGCAGUGGGCACAUUAAUGCGAACGUGACAUUGAAGGACCGCCUAUGUCAGGCGUGUUGGUUUAUCCUAAAUAAGAGAUGAGCCGGACUGGUCCAAUUUAGGUAUUUAUUGAGAUGCAAGGAAAGUUGAACAGCAUAGCUAUGGACAAUUAUCACAGCCUAUGCUAAAUCAGUUAGCAAUAGGUAGUUAAUAAUGGCCCAGAACAAAAGGGGUUUGAUAUAAUUAUAACAGUAGAUUUAUUAUGAUUGGUUAUGAAAGAUAGAAGGGGAGUCACCGCAAAUCAAUUUGGUUCUCCCUUAUUGGUCCAAAGCUGUAGUCCACCGCCUCUUGUCAAGGAAUCCAGGAAGUGACAAGAAGCCGCUCUCCCGUGAGGCUACUACUACUCUGAUAGUUGCUAAGCAAAAUGUUCAAUUCAUGAAAGGCCUUGACACAGCUGAUGCCAUGUGGGCCAUUGGAGAAAGGAAUAUGAUGUUCCUGCUAUAUCCAAACAAUGUCCUGUUGUUGCAAACAUUAGGAUCCUCGAAACCAAAACAACGAAACAAAACAAUGUCAACAAAGUCACUCUGUCCGACCUCCAGAACUUAUCAGACAGCUGCAUGAAAUAUAUGUGAUGUGAAUGAAUCUACGGGAAUAAUGGUUUAAUACCAAAAGUUAGAAUUCUGAACAAUUAUAAGAUUCAUUAUUAACACUAUGCAGUAAGGGUUAUUUAUAAAUCAUUUGUAUAAAGGCCUUAUAUCUGGCUCAAACUGCUCAAGACCCCCCCUCCUGUCUUUAUUGCAAAUAGUAAAGUCAGACCCACACAACAGCUAAAAUAUUGAAUUCCUAACACCUACUCAGCUGAUGUCUUCUGAUGGUCUGCAUUUAUAUUUUUGCAAUGCUCUAGUUUUGAUGAACACUCAAAGUGUUUUGCACUUUGAGGGUUUUCCAUCCACCCAUUCCCACACACAUUCAUACAGUGCCAGGCAGCACUUUCUCUAUCACAUAUCACUCAGACACUGUCAGGAGCGAUUUGGGAUUCAGUAUUUUGGCCCCUUGGGGGGAGACAGGGUUCGAACCAGUUGUGGUUAGUGGAAUGAAUUGAUAAUGAAUUUGAUUGUAGUGCUGCAUGCAUCAUAUUGAUCCACUCAGCUCAUCUUGGCUCCACACUCUCUAUCUCUCGGAUCAGAACAGUAUAUGACGUUUGCAUAUAGAGCU
Messenger RNA from Pleuronectes platessa (European plaice), 5658 nucleotides. It is a transcript of the gene polm, whose product is annotated as polymerase (DNA directed), mu. Gene Ontology annotation, molecular function: DNA-directed DNA polymerase activity; DNA binding. Gene Ontology annotation, cellular component: nucleus. NCBI's taxonomy places the organism in Eukaryota, Metazoa, Chordata, Actinopteri, Pleuronectiformes, Pleuronectidae. Gene Ontology annotation, biological process: double-strand break repair via nonhomologous end joining. Bases 185 to 1831 code for a protein of 548 amino acids. The transcript has 12 exons. The record is from RefSeq and is a predicted model, not a curated record.